Talaromyces marneffei is the source of this 1419-nucleotide messenger RNA. RefSeq lists its product as uncharacterized. The transcript has a single exon. The coding region runs from base 1 to 1419 and encodes 472 amino acids. Lineage: Eukaryota; Fungi; Ascomycota; Eurotiomycetes; Eurotiales; Trichocomaceae. The record is from RefSeq and is a predicted model, not a curated record.
AUGAACCUCGAGCAAUUCCUGACAUACAUACAAGGCGGCGCGUAUGAGGUGGCCAAACAGUUGCUUCAAUUCGAGUUGCAAAACGAAGAUCGCAAGCAGUUGAGACUAGUGUCUCGAGCCAUCAACCUCGUCGUCUUGGAGCAUCCUAUCCUCACCACGCUGUACGUCUCCACACUUCCACCAGACUUGAGCUAUCUAGAAGUAAUCUCCCACAACGAAAAGUUAUUGAGACAUGUAUCAACGCUCGUGUGGGAUCAUUCAGCUUUCAACCUUUGUUUUUUUCUUCCGGGAGAGGCAUACCAAAACUAUGUGUGGAAAAACAGCCUUGUGCAUUGCGUGGGAGAAGUUAGAGGAAAGUUUAUCAUGGGUGUAUGGAAGUCUCAAGCCAUAUCUCAGAGAAAAAAUAUCGAAAGUAGUCGGGACGCUGCUUUGCUCACAAAGAUCAUACCAGCCCUUAAGAGUGUUCGAUCCAUCAUAUUCGCUGCGCAUUUCUACCAUUCAACCAGGGAAUCACCCAGCUCUAGGACAUACAAAAACUCGGUUCCUCCUGAAGCAUGUCUGCCGAUCGCAGCAUACUGGCUAAAGAUUGGCGAAGCCUACCUCCCCGACCCAGAACCGGAUAUGGACGAAGAAAUACAGGCGGAAAUUUCAAGCGGUUUCUGGGACUCUCUUUGUGUGCGGGGGCCGGAAGUUCUCCAUAACAUAUUAUCACACGGAGAAUGGAACGGAGAUUUGACUCAUAGGACAUGCUUGCAACACUUGUUUCCUAAAUUGGAGAGAAUAGAUCUGGAUCACAUGCCGCCCGAAUUCCUCUCUUUGUCGAGAGGAGGACCAGUCUGUAAAGUUCUACAGGAAUCCACAAGCGGGAUCCGAGAACUAAGCUUAAGGGUAUCACUUCCGGAUGCAUUGGACGCACAGGUGCAGUUCCUGACAGAGAUCAAGUCCGUGGUCAAGAUGUAUUCAACGUCGCUGCAGUAUCUGGUGGUGGAACUCGAUUCGUUCUGCAGCAAUGGCGAACGUCUUCCUUUGAUACCCGCAAUGACCGAACUGCUACCACAACUUGGUGUGUUAUCAAACCUGACGAUUUGGAUGUCUUCCCUAUACACAACAUCCACACAACUUGCGGACUUCAGCAAGGCCGUUGAAGCUUGCAAGCCAUUGCAAUCCCUGGAAUUGUUUGAGCUGUGUCUAGAAGAUGAGCGCUGGGAGGAUGUUUUGAGCUUGUGGAAGCAGUCCGGGGACUUGAAUGGCCUGGAUAGAAUCUGGCUCGCAGGUGUCCUCUGCACUUACCAGACAAAUGGCAGCCUGAAAUCGAAACGAUCUUACCAACCCAGGUCGGGCUCUGCUAUUGCGGAUUGGUUGAAUGGGAAAGCAAGCGAGUUUCCUCUUGAGUCAUUUGGUUCGGAGGACGAUGACUGA